AUGAUUAAAAUAUUAUUUCAGAUGAUAUUUCAGCUUGUAAGAAAUAUUCACACAAGCUUUGCUUGCCGUGCUGCUGAGUCUUCGCUUCUGGCCAAACUUAGAAAGAAGACUGGAUAUACCAUUGCAAACUGCAAGAAAGCCCUUGAAAUGCAUAACAAUGAUUCUGAAAAGGCUGAAACAUGGCUGAAUGAACAGGCACAAGCCAUGGGUUGGGCGAAGGCUACAAAGCUUGCCGGUCGGAAGGCUUCACAGGGACUUGUGGCCGUGAAGUUUGAUAAGCAACACGGUGCAUUGGUAGAGUUGAACUGUGAAACCGAUUUCGUAGCAAAGAAUGAGAAGUUCCACAAAAUGUUAGAGGAUGCUACACUCGCUUGUUACAAGAUGGCUCACACAAGUCUACACUCUAAAGGACCCAUUACUAAAAUGGAGUUAGACAGUGAACAACUAGGGAAUAUAUCGGUUGAGGGCAAGAAGCUGUCGGAAAUUUUGGCUCUUUUCAUUGGAUCAGUUGGUGAAAACGCCAUACUUAGACGAGCUGAAUGCUGGAAGGCGAAUAGCAAGGACGUCAAGAUAACAGCAUACACCCACCCCGCGCCGCCCACUCCUAGUGACUACUCCUGUGGGAAAUACGGUGCUUUAUUGGCCUACAAACAACCAACUGACCUCGAUGACGUAGGCAAGCAGAUCUGCCAGCACAUUGUCGGAUGCGCUCCAAAGAAAAUCGGCGACAAGGAAAAAGAUAAGCCCAUAGAGAAUACGGAUGACGAAAUCUGUCUUAUAUAUCAGGAGUAUUUGUUGGAUCCGUCAUAUACGAUACAAGAGGUUUUGGAGCAGAACAAAGUUGAAAUCGUUGAUUUUGUGAGGUUCUCGUGCGGGGAAUCCGAUGAAGCUAACUUACCAGGUGUUGAGAAACAACCGCUGGAAACUGUUCAGACACUACAGUAG
This is a messenger RNA of Danaus chrysippus (African queen), 945 nucleotides long. Lineage: Eukaryota; Metazoa; Arthropoda; Insecta; Lepidoptera; Nymphalidae. The record is from the annotation of a GenBank genome assembly.